AUGCAUGAUAGUGGUGAACCCUAUAGUAAACAAGUUAAGGUUUCUGAAAUUCCUUCCGUCUCGGGUCAUGAGGAUCUUAUCACUGAACAUAUUCCCACAAAAGUUGCUAAAGAUAGUUGUGAUUCUCUAUCUAAUGUGAUUAGUCCAUCUGAAUUAAUUGAUCCUAUUGUGCACGACUCUGGGUUGAGUUUUAAUAUUGAUGUUGAGAUGAAUGUAUCUACUGUUAAACUAACUGAUUCUAUUCUUCGAUUGACUGCAUCUGAUUUUGCUUGUGUUUCUGAUAAAAAUGAAGAGAUGAAUGAACAAGUAACUAAAAGGUCUGUUGAUCAGUUACCUACGGUUGAGACUAUGAAGAAGGUGGUUAGAGAGAGUUUUGAAAUAGAUAGAACAAAUGUUGACUCUGGUCAAAUAAAUACUGGAGAUGCAAGUACUAGUUCUGAGUCAUCCAAAGACAGUUCUGAUGAAGAAGAUGUUGAAAAGAUGUCUGAGUCCCCUAAAGAGCGACGUUUCAAUUGCACAGUGUCUUUAGAUGGUACAGGAAAUUUUGUUAAAGUUAAUGAUGCUAUAGCAGCAGCACCAAAUUUUAGCACGACGAGGUUUUACAUUCACGUGAAACCUGGAAUUUAUAACGAAAUUGUUCAAGUUCCAUCUCAAAAGACUUUCAUUGCUUUAAUUGGGGAUCAUACUUCUACCACCAUAAUUGUUAACAAUCGAAGUAAUGCAACUGGUUUCUCCGCAGCAACUACUGCAACUCUCAGUAAACUUCAAUUCUUCUCCAUCAUAAUCCUAGCUCGUUUGUUUGCUGUAAAUGGAGAAAACUUUAUGGCUCAGUUCUUGACCUUUGAAAACUCUGCUGGACCAAAGGGGGGCCAAGCAAUUGCUGUUUAUGACCAAACCAAAAACACAGCAUAUUACAAGUGUGUGUUUUUGGGUUAUCAAGAUACUCUCUUUGCUGCAUCAGUUCCCCAAUUUUUCAAAGAAUGGGAUAUAUAUGGAAGCAUUGACUUCAUUUUCGGAAACGGACUUACAGUAUUUCAAGAUUGUAAUAUAUAUGCUCGAUUACUUAGCAUUGAGAGUACCAUAACGGCACAAUCAAAAGAUGCUAGUGAUGCUUCGAGUGGCUUUGUCUUCCAAAACUGCAAUGUGACCGUGUCGCCGGAGAUAGCAUCAAGUAAAGACAAGGUAAUGGUGUUUCUUGGACGGCCAUGA
Molecule: messenger RNA, 1209 nt
Organism: Benincasa hispida (wax gourd)
Lineage: Eukaryota; Viridiplantae; Streptophyta; Magnoliopsida; Cucurbitales; Cucurbitaceae
Source: RefSeq, a predicted model, not a curated record